This is a messenger RNA of Symbiodinium sp. CCMP2592, 3372 nucleotides long. The record is from the annotation of a GenBank genome assembly. NCBI's taxonomy places the organism in Eukaryota, Dinophyceae, Suessiales, Symbiodiniaceae.
AUGGUGGAGGAUCCAGAGGACAACGCCGAGCAGGACGAUUGGGGCUGGGACGACUGGUCCCAAUGGGGCUGGCGUGACUAUGGCCAACAAUGGUGGCAACCGGACCGCGGGAACCGCGGCGGGUCCACGCGUGGAUCCACAGAUAUGGGCAGCUGGGCUGCCGACGGCGUGGACGAUGCCACCGUGGAGGCAUCCCAGUUCCUCCCCGACUUCGUCCUGGCGUGGAUGCUCCUCCAGCGCUCGGGCCUGGACCAGACCGAGAAGGGCUCGCUCAUCGCCAACUUGAAGAACGAGUUCACCAUGUCACGGGUGAAAGAGAUCCUGCGGUUGAACUGGCCGGACGAUGAGCUGAAGCGGCGAGACACCAGUCGUGGCUCGGCGCUCCUGGCCACGGGGCUGGAAGAGGAGGACGAGGCCUACGCGGCCACAGUCCUCGACAUCCACGACGCCCUCUUGGCCGACGAGAACGCGGCCGAGUACCAGGCGCUUGAGGUGGAGGCCCAGGAGGCCUACCAGGCGCUGCAACAGCAGCGCAACACCUUGCGCCAAGCCAGGGAGAAGCAGCAUGCUAUGCGCCAGAACCGGCGCUUCUUCGGCGGCAACCGUGGCCCGCCACCAGGAUCCCGGCCAGGGCCGCAGACGAGUGGCAUGGCGCCAAAGUGCCUCAAGUGCGGAGGCAAGCAUUGGACGCGGCAGUGCGGCCAGGAUCCGGCGGCCAACAAGCAGGGCACCGCCAACCUCGUGUUCAUGAUGGAGACAGAGAGCGCAAUGGCGACGAGCACAGUGGAGACGGCACUGGCCUCAGGGAAGGCCAUUGUGGACGGUGCGCCGAACAUCAUCCAAUGCUUCAUCGUGGCGCACCAGCCAGGAAGAGUCGGGGCCUUCAUGGUGGUUUUCAGAUGGUCCAGCAGUGCUUCCACGCCCUUGGGGCUGCUAUCAACCUUGGUGCGGCCGUCUGCCGCUUUCUCCACUCGAGAGUCUCGGCGAAGAGUAGUCGUCCUUGGAAAGUUCUACGGUAAUGUGCCUCGGAAGUUGUCAAUGUUCGUGCAGAAGGCAAGGGAUCAGUACGUAUGUGAUUGGAAAAAGGUGGAAGCCAUCGACGAGUUCUGGUCGCACAGCUGGCAAGCCUCGCCCUUCUGGAAGAUUUGCCUCCUCCUGGCGCUGAAGAAUGGCAGGGCAGCGUGUGUGCUGGGAACCAUCUCUGCAUGCCUCGGAGCCUUUGCCACCCACGCCGGGCUGUUGCCAACCGUCAUCUCCAAGCUAUUUCCGCCACCGUAUCGAACACCGGGGUUUCAUUUCGAGCACGACUUCAGCCCCUGGGCACUAGUUUCUGGCAUCGUUGCUGCGCUCCUGACCUUGCUGCUCUGGCAUCCCAGAGGGCACGUCUUCGUGGACAGAGCUUGCAUCCAUCAGGGGGAUGCGCGGCUGAAGGCCGAAGGGAUCAUGAAUCUCGGGGCCAUGCUGAAGCGGUCGAAACGGCUUCUCGUCGUCAUUGACCGGACCUACCUACAGAGGCUCUGGUGUGCCUUCGAAAUUUCAGCAUUCUUGAACACGCACCAGAACGACAGGCUUGCUUCGCUGGUGAUACUGCCUCUAGGCCUCGCGAAGUCCAGCCUGUUCUUCGUCUUGGGGGGGUCCGUGCUUCUCCUGGCUGAUCUCUGUGCGCCGGUAGCUGCGGGCGUUCCGUUAAGAGGAAUAAUCGUGACUAUCUGGUGCAUCGGGUUCAAUUCAAUUUUCAAGAUCUAUUGGAACGAGCUGGCCGCUGUAGAAGAAAUGUUCGACAACUUCUCCUGGAACAACUUGAAGUGCUACUGUUGCGAGCUUAACCACGACGUCGACGGCACCACUAUACCAUGCGAUCGUGAAAUGAUUGCUGCUUGGAGGCAGUGCCUGCAUUACAGGGAUGUGGUGGACUUGGAUUUUACCGGCCAGCUAUGUGGUUUAUGCCAGGAUUGCACAGUGGGUCAGAAAAUCGCCAACGUGGUGGAGGUCCGCGCGAAGCAGCUGCAGAACACUUUGCAAGAGCAAGAAGCUCAGCUGCGAAGGCUCGAGGGUGCCGAGUCCUCGAAGAGCGAGGACCGCAGCCUCUGCGUCAAGGAGCUUGAAGAGGAGCGCUCGGGUCGCUCUGGUGCGGAAGACUCUCUGCAAAAGGCCCUCGCGCAGAUUGCUGCGCUCAGGGAAGAAGUGACGGAACUGGAGGAGGCGGCCUCAGUGGAAGCCUCGCGUUCCUCCAGGCUCGACGGCAGGUGUUCAGCGCUGGCAGCCGAGUCAAAAUCCCUCCACGACGAGAUUUCAAGCUUCACGGAGUCGCAGCGACACUGGCGUGAGGCCGAGGAGGAGCUCCGAGCCGAGCUCCAAAAGAGGGAGGAAGAGCUGACGAGGCUACACCAGCAGGUCCGCGAGGGCGCGGAGGAGCGCGCAGAUUUGCAGGCCCAGAAGGACUACGCCUGUACCGAGCUGCAGGCUGCUAACCAAGUGGCGGAGGCUCUGAAGACCGCUGGGGCUGCCAUGGAGCCGCCCAGCGGUCGACGACGGAAGCCAAGGAGGUCCCGCGGGAUCGACCACGAAACGGCUUCCCAAGGCAGUUUCGUGAGCGAAUCGGACGCAGGAGGCAGUGUCGCUGCAUCCGAGGUCUCGAAGGCCGAGGAAAUCAGACCACGGAAGCGCGAGUCCACAAAGGCCCGGCGGCUGUCUGAAAAGCAAGACACCCCGCCUGCAGCCGCCACCAACGUGAGAGAGGAGGAGGAGGAGCCAAAGAGUCACUCCUCUCCGCAAAGCGUUGAGGUUCCGAUCCCUGAUGUGCCCUGGGCAGAGUCACCCGACCAAGCGCCAAUCAAGGCUUUCAACUUCGACAAAGCCGUGGAAGGUCCGCUGUCGCCGGUGCAAGAAGAAGUACCACGGGCGACCAUUCGGGAGACCGGUCCUCCGGAGACAUCACAGGAGCCUCCCGAGGAAAUGGCUCCCCAGCCUUCCCCACAGCAGGGCAAGGCGGCUGCACCUGCAGCGCCUGAGCCACACACGGAUCCAGCAGCGAAGGUCUUCCAGUUUGACUUCAGCGUCUUCGACUUCUUGAAGCAUGAGGCCUUGCAAACACCGCCGGACAGCCCUGUUCCGGGCCUGUUACCGGAGGCGCCAUCGGUAACUUCUCACCCUGUGGUCUUUCCUCCCAGGUCUCCAGAAAAGGCGCCCGAAGGUACAGAGGCCGCUGCACGCCACAGCGUGCUUGAGGAUUCCCCACUGCCGCACGGCUCAACGCGAAGUCGGGACGGCGCAGAUCAGGUGAGUGGCCACACGUCCCCGGGUGCCUGGGGAGAUGCUUCCUGGGGUGCUGGUGAGACGGCGGACGGCCGCCGCUGGACAGCGCGAGCGUGA